This is a messenger RNA of Drosophila takahashii, 441 nucleotides long. Lineage: Eukaryota; Metazoa; Arthropoda; Insecta; Diptera; Drosophilidae. The record is from RefSeq and is a predicted model, not a curated record.
AUGAUUAAGCUGCAAAAUGUAUAUAAAACGGGAUCAGGCAAAAACUCGUGCAAUUCGUCGCGACGAGAGAUCCUGGCUUGGGUAAAUGAAACUUUGGAUACCACUUUCAUGGAAUUGGAUGACCUGAGGUCCGGUGUGGAAUACUGUCAGUUGCUCCACAAACUCCGACCAACCGCCAUUAACUUGAGAAAGGUCAUAGUAAACACGUUGGCCCAACAUGAACAUAUUCUCAAUAUGAAGCUGCUGCAGAAGAGUCUCUGGAAUCAGGGUGUUGAGAAGCAAAUACCGAUUCUUCGACUGGUUUCUGGUGCUUGCCGCGAGAGCCUGGAGUUUGGUCAAUGGUUUAAGGCGUUUUAUCAGCAAACCAAACCAACUCUGCUGAUCAAGGAUUCCGGCAUAGACCUUGUCUCACAAGAAUCAUCUGUGGAUGAUGAUGCAUAG